Molecule: messenger RNA, 3430 nt
Organism: Malurus melanocephalus (red-backed fairy wren)
Lineage: Eukaryota; Metazoa; Chordata; Aves; Passeriformes; Maluridae
Gene: SYT7
Product: synaptotagmin 7
Exons: 13
Coding region: 22-2076 (684 amino acids)
Biological process (GO): cellular response to calcium ion; calcium-ion regulated exocytosis; vesicle fusion
Cellular component (GO): synaptic vesicle; axon; synapse
Molecular function (GO): calcium ion binding; SNARE binding; calcium-dependent phospholipid binding
Source: RefSeq, a predicted model, not a curated record
GCCCCGCCGCCCUCCGCCACCAUGUACCUGCACCCGGAGGCUGCCAGCGCAGGGACCCCCUCCCGCGACGUCCUCCUGGUCUCAGCCAUCAUCACCGUCAGCCUUAGCGUCACCAUCGUCCUCUGCGGGAUCUGCCAGUGGUGCCAGCGGAAAAUGGGAAAGCGUUACAAGACUUCCCUGGAGACCGUGGGAACUCCAGAUUCCAGCCGAGGCCGCAGCGAAAAGAAAACCAUCAAUGAUCUAGACAGAGACUUUUGGAAUAACAAUGACAACACAGUGCAGCAGAAAUGGAGCUCCUACCCUCCCAAGGAGUUUAUCCUAAACAUUUCUCCUUACGCUCCAUAUGGUGAUCCGCGCCUUUCCCUCAAUGGCUCUCUGUUAUCAGGGGCCAAGCUGACGGCGUCGGCCGCCGCCGGGCUGUCCGGGGACCGCGACGGCCGGCCCGGGGACAAGCAGCGGCUCGGCGAGGAUGGAAUGAGGAGCAGCGUGUCCGCCCACAGUGAGCCCGAAGCGGGAAAGGCGGCACGGGGCCGCUGGCACACGGUGCAGAGCCACUUGGCCGCAGGGAAGCUCAGCCUGUCCAAUUUCGAGGACUCCACCCUGUCCACAGCCACUACCCUUGAGUAUAUCCCCACCUCAGCAGGCGAUCCCAAAUUCCAGAGGCCCCGCACGCUCAUGCGCCAGCAAAGUCUGCAGCAGCCCCUGAGCCAGCACCAGCGCGCCAACCACAGCCAGCCCACCACCAGCCAGAGCCUGGGCCACCUCCAGGCCCACAGCGGCUCCGCCGCCGCCGCCGCCAACUCCCGGGGCUCCCGCGGGGGCCCGGCGCGCCAGGGCACCGCCGCCGGCUCCAAGCAACGGAUGGCCGGGGGCCGGAGCCGCUCCAACCCCGGCAGCUGGGACCACGUGGUGGGGCAAAUCCGCAACCGCGGCUUGGACAUGAAGUCCUUCCUGGAAGGCCGGAUGGUGGUGUUAUCCCUGGUUUUGGGACUCUCAGAGCAAGAUGACUUUGCCAAUAUUCCCGACCUGCAACCCGCUGGGACGCAGCCGAACCAGGCGAACGCUCAGGGGGACAAGAGGUUGCCGGCCGGUGGGAAGGCUGGGAAUGUGGCACCAGCGCCGGGGCAGCCGCCUCACGACGAGUCCGACCGCAAGACGGAGCCUCAUUCCUCCGUCUCCGACCUGGUCAACUCCCUGACCAGCGAGAUGCUCAUGCUCUCCCCGGGCUCUGAGGAUGACGAGGGCCACGAAGGCGUCAGCCGGGAGAAUCUGGGUCGCAUCCAGUUCAGCGUCGGCUACAACUUCCAGGAGUCCACCCUGACCGUGAAGAUCAUGAAGGCGCAGGAGCUGCCGGCCAAGGACUUCAGCGGCACCAGUGACCCCUUUGUUAAGAUCUACCUGCUGCCCGACAAGAAGCACAAGCUGGAGACCAAGGUCAAGAGGAAGAACCUCAACCCACACUGGAACGAGACUUUCCUCUUUGAAGGGUUCCCCUAUGAGAAGGUGGUGCAGCGGGUGCUGUACCUCCAGGUCCUGGACUACGACCGCUUCAGCCGCAACGAUCCCAUCGGAGAGGUGUCCAUCCCACUCAAUAAGGUGGACCUGACACAGAUGCAGACCUUCUGGAAGGAUCUGAAGCCCUGCAGUGAUGGCAGUGGGAGCCGCGGGGAGCUGCUGCUGUCGCUGUGCUAYAACCCCUCGGCCAAUUCCAUCGUGGUGAACAUCAUCAAGGCGCGGAACCUCAAAGCCAUGGACAUCGGGGGCACCUCAGAUCCCUACGUGAAGGUGUGGUUGAUGUACAAGGACAAGCGGGUGGAGAAGAAGAAGACGGUGGUGAUGAAGCGGUGUCUGAACCCUGUCUUCAACGAGUCCUUCGCCUUUGACAUCCCCACGGAGCGUCUGCGUGAAACCACCAUCGUCAUCACCGUCAUGGACAAGGACCGGCUGAGCCGCAACGAUGUCAUCGGCAAGAUUUACCUGUCGUGGAAGAGCGGUCCCGGCGAGGUGAAGCACUGGAAGGACAUGAUCGCCCGCCCGCGGCAGGCGGUGGCACAGUGGCACCAGCUGAAGGCCUGAGCGCUCCCAGACCGCGGGCUCAGGGUCCCCCUUCCCAGCUCCCAGCCUGGGACCGGCGGGAGGAGGGGGACAGAGCCCCCCAGCUCCCCGGGUUCGCCUCUCCCUGGGGUGUGCGGGGUGCGGAGCCGUUCCCAAGCCCGGCCGAGGAGGUGCCAGAAGCGAUGUCCCCCCCAUCCCUCUCCCCACCACCGGGCAGGACUUCUGCGAGUGCUUCCAGCCCUGCACCCGGAGCCCCUCGGACCCUGCCCGGCCUCGCCCCGCCCCAUUUCAGGGGUUCAGGCUGCGGGGGCAAGAGGGACCCCCUCCCUCCCUCCCCUUUCAGCUCAAUAAAACCUCUCAGAGCCGCCAGCGGAGCCACGGAGCCCCCCCUGCCCCGCCCCAUCCCCGCCGCCUCCCCCCCGACCCGAGUCCCCGGGGCGGGCGGGGGACACCGAGGGGAGGGGACAGCCCCUUUUCCUGGGAUCGGAAGCCAUGACACAGUUCCUUACCCAAAGCGGGCUCCUCCGUGCACUGCCUUCAGCCGGGUUCGAUGCUUUACCUCCGUCUUGGGGCUCGGCAGGAGCAGGGGGGUCCCUAAGCCGCUCGGGGGCCCCCCGGUCCUGCUCUCCCUCCCACCCCGGGCAGGUGGGGACACCUCGGGGGGAUGCGGAGCUCCACAGGGUCCYUUUCCAGCCGGGUGCCCACCACUGGGGAUAAAGGGUGGACCGAGGGCUGCGCAUCCCAGGCGGGUGACAUUCCCCGGGCUGGUGGCAUUCUCCGGGCCAGCCAGCCUGGCAGGAUCGGUGCCAGCAGCAGCGUCCCCGUGGAGCCCCGGGGUGCAGAUGCCAGACCCCUGCCCGCUCCCUAGGACCCCCCAAAACCAGGGACGGACCCACCUGGGAGCUCCACAGGGAUCAGRGGGGUGACAACAGGGUCGGCGGUGGCUCUCCAUGGUGGACGCCAGAUCAUCCUCAGUCUUCCUGCUUCCCCCGUGGCACCCUCGGUUCCCAGCAGCUCCCGCAGCCCCAAUUUAGACGAUUUUGGACAAUCUGGAGAGAAGUCAUAAUACUGCUAUUACAGUAAUAACAACGCUUUUAGGGACAUUUGUAUUUUUGUCAUAUUCUCUCUUUUUUUAACAUAAAAGAAGACUUACAUGCCUGGGGAAGGGGUGGCAGGGCCAGGGCUCUGCCAAGCCGGGUGUCCCCCCGUGGCCCCUCAGGCACCCCGCUUUUCCAGGCUGGAUUCCUCAUCCGCGGUCGGGCUCCCCGGGGGUUUGUGUGUUCAUUUUUAACUCUAGAGCUCGUAGCCGUGAUCUUGUUCAGGUUCUCUCUUCUUCAUGUGACGGUAACAUCCAACUGGUGUGUAAAAUACAGAC